Molecule: messenger RNA, 1212 nt
Organism: Cuscuta epithymum
Lineage: Eukaryota; Viridiplantae; Streptophyta; Magnoliopsida; Solanales; Convolvulaceae
Source: the annotation of a GenBank genome assembly
UUACAACGACCUUAGGGACAAAAAACAAAUACAAAACUUAUUACGGAGUAAUAAGCUCCAAUGAGAUAUAACCAGUUUUCAAUGCUUUUACGUCUCUCUCGGUCUCAAAUCUUGCAUCUAAAAAUCUCCCUGAAUUGCACAAUCAAUCAACUAACAUCGAGCGGGCGGGUCUCUCAUUUUCCGUUUAACAUUUCUCUUUGAUCGCCAUGAAUCCUGAGUAUGAUUAUUUGUUCAAACUUUUGCUAAUUGGAGAUUCUGGUGUUGGGAAAUCAUGUCUUCUUCUGAGAUUUUCUGAUGACACAUACAUGGAGAGCUAUAUAAGCACCAUUGGAGUUGACUUUAAAAUCCGCACUGUGGAGCAAGAUGGGAAAACUCUGAAGCUUCAAAUUUGGGAUACUGCCGGACAAGAACGAUUUAGGACUAUUACUAGCAGCUACUAUCGCGGAGCUCAUGGCAUAAUUGUUGUAUAUGAUGUCACGGAUGAGGAAAGCUUCAAGAAUGUGAAGCAAUGGCUAAAUGAAAUUGAUCGAUAUGCCAGUGACAAUGUCAACAAACUUCUUGUUGGUAACAAAUGUGAUCUUGCAGAUAAGAGAGCAGUGCCAUAUGAGACAGCUAAGGCAUUUGCUGAUGAAAUAGGUAUUCCUUUUUUGGAAACUAGCGCAAAAAAUGCUACUAAUGUAGAGAGUGCUUUUAUGGCUAUGUCUGCUGCAAUUAAGGAAAGGAUGGCAAGCCAGCCAGCAAACGCGUCGAAGCCUCCAACUGUUAAUAUGAAAGGGCAGCCAGUUGCACAGAACAGUGGUUGCUGCUCUUCCUAAGGGCAGUAUACCCUUCUAGUUUGAUCAGUUAUUGUGUUGCAAUGUCGACUAAUUGAAUCUCUCCCAACUUCAAGUCUUUGUUAAUUCUUCAACAUUUGUUGCUUCAAUGUUAUAUGUAUUCUCAGUUAAUAUUGAAAUAUUGCAAAACAAUAAUAAUGGUAGGGAUUACAUACUUGUAUGACACAAUUGUCUUUCUUUAACAUCAGCAGGCACCCCUUGUCUCAUAUUCUAGAGUGCCAUACGGUUGUCUGUAAUGGUAAAGUCACUGACGGUUGUCUGUUAGUAACAUUUUGGACCUAGGUGGUGCUACCUAGGGUCCAAAAUAAAAAGAUGGUUCAAAUACAUAUACUCGGUGAAAUUUGAGUUGUGUGUAAUGCACUGAAAUACAAGAAUAUCA